Cucurbita maxima (winter squash) is the source of this 585-nucleotide messenger RNA. RefSeq names its product polygalacturonase-like. Gene Ontology annotation, biological process: carbohydrate metabolic process. The coding region runs from base 1 to 585 and encodes 194 amino acids. The record is from RefSeq and is a predicted model, not a curated record. The transcript has 2 exons. Gene Ontology annotation, molecular function: polygalacturonase activity. NCBI's taxonomy places the organism in Eukaryota, Viridiplantae, Streptophyta, Magnoliopsida, Cucurbitales, Cucurbitaceae.
AUGAACACUUGUAUCAUUAAGUUUUCUUUCUCUCUUCUUGUAAUCUUGCAUGUUUUUCUUUCCCUUCUACUUUUGUUUUUUAACCAUGCCUCAACUGCUGAAUUAACAUUCAAUAUUGUUACUCUCAGAGCUAAGCCCAAUGAAAAGACUGAUGCCUUGCCUGUGCUUCAAACGACAUGGGCUAAGGCCUGUGACUCAUCUAAACCAGCCAUUAUUUACGUUCCCGAGGAUAUAUUCUUCGUUCGAAGUGCGAGAUUUAAUGGGCCUUGUAAGAACAAUGCUAUUACUGUUCUCAUUGAUGGAACUCUUGUGGCUUCCUCGGACAUUCAAGUUUUAGCUGAAUCUAGUUCUUGGAUUUUGUUUAAUCAUAUAAAUGGGCUUUCCAUUACUGGCGGUCUUAUUGAUGGACAAGGAACUACCUUAUGGAAUUACAAACACUCAGGGAAGAGUUGCUCCAUGGGCGAUAGUCCAAACAGUGAUGGCAUCCAUGUGCAACAAUCAUCAGAUGUGACCAUCCUCAACUCGAACAUCAAAAAUGGUGACGACUGGUCUCCAUCGGUCCAGAGACAUUUAACAUGUGGAUGA